UGAGAAACAUUGUGUUUUCGAAGAUUAAAAAGCACAUAAGGUAAACAAUUAAAAUUGAAUCAGAACAAAGCCAAAAAUACUACAAGUUUUUAUCUGUAUCUCUAAUUUUAUUUUUUAUAAAGUCCGCGCCUUUUAUUAUGUAAUUAAAUUUUGAAAUGAAAACAAACUAAAAAGUGUUUGAUGAAAAUUCUGUGAAUUAAAUACUUUUUUGUACGCAUGUGAAGUGGUUUUGUGACAAUUUUGAAAAGGAAUAAUAAAUAACAAAUGAAGUUGAAGUGACUACCGGAAAACGGAAGGACGCAGGUGCAGGAUGUCGGAGUUGCGCGCGCAAGAUACUUUGGCAUUAUCCGCCAAAGCGGUGCAACAAACAGACGAUGGUCAGUGUGCAACAAGAAGCCGGCCCGUUAGCUUGUACGAUAAUUAUAAGGAUGGACCAACAAUGGCGCCUUGCGUGACUUCUGCGAUGAGCGUCGGCAACUUGAGCCAAGUUCGUGACGAGGAUGACCCGGCAGCAAUGCAGGAAGGGAACAACAACAAUAACAACAAAAUUGACUAUGGGACUAGCCGGGUCAGCAGUGCCGUCAGUGCCGGCAAUAUUUCAAAAAUUCAAAGCCCAAAAGUUAAAGGAGCAGUUUCUACAGGUAAUAUCGGAAAAAUUUUCCGAUCAGAAAAAGAAAAGGAAUUGGGAAGAGCACCAUCCAUGGCAAAUUGCUUGUCAACGACAGUCCCUGUCAAUUUGGCAGCGUCCCAAAUAGCUGGCAGACAUACCCCCACCAGAAAUUCUCUUAGACACAGCCGUAUGAUUGUGAUGCACCGAACUGGCAAUAUACCAAGAAAGUCGCAGCCGCCUCUUCUUCGACAUCGACGUUUAGCAAGGUCACUGGCAACAAUGCAAAUGAUUUUUGGUAUAGCAGUAACUUCCUUCUCAUUGUUCCUCUUACUAUGGGCACCCAGCUUAUCAGUUUUUGACAAUCCUUAUUGGAGCGGCAUACCUCUUUUGAUUUCUGGAAGUUUUGGAAUAUGUCUCCUGUGUUGCUUCAAGAAAGAAUACCCAAGAAUGGGACCUGGCAUAUGUCUUUCUGCAACGAAGGUUAUAAGUGCUUUUUUUGCUGCUGUGGCGUGCGUAUCAUGCAUAGUUGCCUGCAUUGCCUCAACAAUGCAUCUGGUGCGCCUGACAGGGUUGGAAUGCACUUCUUCCAGUUUUGCAAGGCCAGGAACUUGCGUUUGCAGACCUCGUGGAAACUCUACGCUUGACAUGGAUCCAACCCUUAGAUAUUCAGACCUUGACUGUUCAGAAGUUCAAAAUAUUCUCACAAUUAUUUUAAUUUUCUCCGCUUCCCUCAACGGUCUCGGUAUCAUAGUUGCUGGAUUAUAUUGUUACCUUCACUGGAGUACUCGAGAGAAAAGACCGCAUUAUUUUCAAGUUAGAACCAAUCAAUCUAGGCCUAUCUAUAAUCCGAAUCUUAGUGGCCGAUGACCUCGGGGGUUUCCGUCGAGAUGUCGACGGAAGUUUGCCCUCUUCGACGUCUAUGUUUAAUAACAAAUUUUAAUUUCCCGUUUCUCGAAAUCUACGUUCUUAAAAAUAAAUCUCGGGAAAAAUGAUUAAUAACAUUAUUAUCGUAACAGAUUUUUACAAUCCUGAUGGAUCUGUUGUCAAUGGGUUUUCCUAGAAAUUUUUUAAGUACAAUUUGUCACACAUUCCUCGGUCGUAUUUUGUUAGGCAAUACCAAAUUUUAUUCGAUUACAAAUAUUUUAAUUACAGUCUGAAAAUUAAUUGAAAUCGUACAAAAAAACCCCAAGAGUCUCGUGCUUCAAUUUUUCCAGCAAUAGAAUUUGGUAAAUUAAAAGGAGACAGGAAGAAUUUAAAUCUUACUUUAUUGUCCACAGUAAUUUUAAGUUACCACUUUUUUUUAACUUUAGACGUGACAAAUUUCUAUGUUUGUCACAUCAGAAUAAUGUCACUGGUUCACUAAAACGGGUCUCAAUUGCAAAUCAAAGUAGCUUGUGCCGGAUGUUCGAAUUUGUUUAAUUUAAUUUAUUCCAAAUUUUAUGUAACUCAAAAGUUGCACUCGUUAAUCUUACAAUGCUCAUUCUUUAUAGCAGUAUCGCUCUUUUACCCAUUUUAUGUCCUUUAAUUAAAAAAUAUAAAUACUGUUUUGUAUUUAAAAUUUUAUCUGUAAAUUUGAACUAAUAUUAAAUUACAAUUAAAUCGUUAUUCGAACAUCCGAUAGCAUUGUUACAAUAAAGCAAGACGUUCAGUAUUCCUAGAUUUAAUAUGUGUGAUUGAGGAGAGUGAAUUUCCGCAAGUGUGUAUACUUCAAAUUUUAAUAUCCAAGAUUUACAAACUUUGAGAGGGGCAAUUAUAAUUAUAUAAAAUGUCUGAACCAAAACUGGACGUAUUUUUCAUAUAUAACAAAAAAAUGAAAAAAAUAAUAAAAAUGUUGCUGUUGUUUAAACUUGAACAAUUUCUGUAAUAAGCCCCUCAGAUUUACGAUUAUAGUACAUUUCAAUGAUAAGACUUGAAAGUUUGAUGGUUGUGAGAGAAUAAUACGAAUGUACCUUUCAUAAUAAUUAAUUCUGCGUUAUCUGGAGAAUAAAGAUUGCUCACUAGUUUAUAUAAAUACAAUAAUAAAUAAAUCUUUUUUUUAUAAAACUUUUACACAAUACCUACGAAUAUAUUGUAGAUCUAACAAUAAAUAUUAUUUAAAAAAAUAAAGUUUACAACUAUUUUUUAUACAUUAGGACCUUCUAAAUGUAAGUAUAAAAAAUGUUUAGAACUUAUUUUAUUCUUCAGAUUUAUGUCCGCAAAUGGUUGGAUAUAAUAUAUAGUAAGUCAUGUGAUUAUACAAUGUGUAUUAAUAUAACGAACAAUUUUCAAGUGUAUAGUUUUAAAAUUAUAGAACAAACGAGUAUUUUAAAAAAGCUUCUGCGUGAGUAUGUUUCCAUUCAUCUUGUGUGUACUCCAAUAAAUCUACACAUUUAUACAA
Belonocnema kinseyi is the source of this 2987-nucleotide messenger RNA. RefSeq lists its product as uncharacterized. The transcript is spliced from 7 exons. Gene Ontology annotation, cellular component: dystrophin-associated glycoprotein complex; sarcolemma. NCBI's taxonomy places the organism in Eukaryota, Metazoa, Arthropoda, Insecta, Hymenoptera, Cynipidae. The coding region runs from base 311 to 1477 and encodes 388 amino acids. The record is from RefSeq and is a predicted model, not a curated record.